Cyprinus carpio (common carp) is the source of this 1814-nucleotide messenger RNA. Its product is annotated as solute carrier family 25 member 43. The record is from RefSeq and is a predicted model, not a curated record. Gene Ontology annotation, biological process: transmembrane transport. NCBI's taxonomy places the organism in Eukaryota, Metazoa, Chordata, Actinopteri, Cypriniformes, Cyprinidae.
AAUGACAAGUUGCGCUGCAGCUGGGGGACUGUUUGAUAAACAAAACCGACAUUGUGUUCAUUUUCCUGCGUUUCUUAUUUUUCCUUUAACGGCUGGAGAACAAAAUCGUUUUUCUUAUGAAGUAUGGCCACAGUCAAAAAGGACGACCGACUGACAAGUUCUCAAAGUUUACUGUGUGUCGGUUUUGCCGGAGUUUUUAGCAAAACUGUAACGUCACCUCUGGAGGUAGUGAAGAUUUUGAGUCAAAUAGGAACGUUUCACUGUAAACGUGGCUUCCUGCACAGCUUCGUUUUUAUCUGUCAGAAUGAGGGACUUCGAGCUUUUUGGAAGGGUAACAUGGUUUCCUGUCUACGGUUGUUCCCCUACAGUGCCAUACAUUUAGCAACUUACAAAAAUAUUGUCCACCUUCAUGUUGAUGAACUGGGUGAUAUCUCACAGUGGAGAGCCAUAGUAGCCGGUGGGCUGGCAGGCAUAUCUGCCGCUCUAGCAACAUAUCCACUGGAGGUGCUUGAAACCAGACUUAUUGCUCAGAAUUGCCAAGAACCAACAUACAGAGGCUUGCUGCAUUCUCUCUCCACCAUCUACAGAAAUGAAGGACUUCAGGCUCUCUACAGGGGCUUUUCCCUCACAGUGUUAGGUGCUGUCCCCUUCUCCAUUGGCUGCUAUGCGGUGUAUGUCAAUUUGGAUAAGCUGUGGCAGGAGCGUCAUGUUCGCUUCACAUCUUUGCAGAACUUCAUCAAUGGCUGUCUUGCAGCAGGAGUCGCUCAGACGCUCUCCUUCCCCUUUGAAUCUGUUAAAAAGAAGAUGCAGGCCCAGAGUCGUCUUUUGCCCCAUUGUGGAGGAGUCGAUGUCCAUUUUAAUGGAAUGCUAGACUGCUUCAGACAGGUCAUCAAGAACAAGGGCAUCAUGGCUCUUUGGAGUGGCCUUACAGCCAACAUGGUGAAGAUUGUCCCAUAUUUCGGCCUGCUUUUCAGUUGCUUUGAGAUGUGUAAGCAAGUCUGCCUUUACCGGAAUGGCUACAUCAUUUCUCCACUAAGCUACAAGCCUAAACCAGGCGUGGACCAGAGCCUGGGCCCACAUGAACUGCAGGAGUUUAAGCGCUACCUGAGAAACAGAAAAUCACACAAAGCACAGAGUUCAUCCAUAGGAAACCGCUGGUAACUAUCAGUAAUAAACAGAACUCUGAGAAGUGCAUUGAUGAUGAGUAUAAGGUGUUUGUACUGCUGGAAGGCACAAUGUAUUAUUCACAGUUGUACCUCUUAUUGUAUUUAACUUCCGAUAUUAAGGAUUCUGCACAUGCACACUUGAAACAAGUUCAUUUCGUACAUUCUACAUUACCUCAAACACAUCAGACUUAAGUGUUUUUAUGAACUGUGGUAAUGUAAAACCUCUUUUAAUCACUUCUCAGGAAAUAUGUUGAACAUCAUUUCAACAAUAUAGAGCGAUGCCUUUGUCAAACAAAGUAUAGGUCUUUUACCGGAUUUUAGCUCUUGGGCCUUUUUAAAGGUCUUCUGUUAUUUAUAAACCACAUGCUUUUAAAGUCAUAUUGUGGUGCAGUUUUUGCAUUUGCAUAUUUGAUCAUUAAUGACAGUAUGAUUUUGAAUGUGCAUUGUAAUGUAAUAUACAUCAUGUUGAUCUGGACACAUGGUAACCCAGUAAUCACUGACUCUGAUUCAGCUGUGAAAAGGACAAGAUUUGUUUACUAAAAGCGUAUUUGAGUGUUUCAUUUUUAAAAUGUGGCACGUUAAGAUUAAAUCUUUAAGCACAUUGUAAAAAUUAAAGAAAUAAACAUAUCUUAGUUCUUAUUGUCAACU